Aplosporella prunicola CBS 121167 is the source of this 484-nucleotide messenger RNA. RefSeq lists its product as uncharacterized. Bases 126 to 371 code for a protein of 81 amino acids. The record is from RefSeq and is a predicted model, not a curated record. NCBI's taxonomy places the organism in Eukaryota, Fungi, Ascomycota, Dothideomycetes, Botryosphaeriales, Aplosporellaceae. The transcript has a single exon.
GGUCGCGUGCCAGUAUAGGCUUGCGCCGGGUUGCGGCUUUAUAAAGGCUGAAGUGGAAAGUGACGGAACAAUUGCAGGAGAGAUUUAUGUGCAGAAAGGAUUAGGUGAGAAAAAAAGAAAGUCGGAUGCGGGCGGCGCGGAAGGGGAAGGCGAGGGGCCCUUAUAUUGAGAGUGGAUGGCGGGGGAGUUUAGAGAGAGUAGUGGGGCAAAAAGUCAAGUCCUGGUUCUGGUUUAGACAGGAAAUAACGGUACCACUUAACGCCCAGCGACGCAUCAAAUGCGGCCGAUCAAUAAGAGUCAGCAACUGGCCUAGCACUGGAGCAGAACAGAACAAAGGCUGGGGGGCAAACGCGUCGCCGAUUACUCAUUGAAGGAGGGAAGAGCUAGUUUGCAGCCUCAGGCGCGUUACCAAUCAGCCUCCGCCUACUACCCCAUCCGAUUUCGGCAGGCUGGACGCGACGGUGCUUCAGGUAAGCGAGCACUU